Grosmannia clavigera kw1407 is the source of this 2775-nucleotide messenger RNA. Its product is annotated as cell polarity protein. Gene Ontology annotation, molecular function: MAP kinase scaffold activity. Bases 1 to 2775 code for a protein of 924 amino acids. Gene Ontology annotation, cellular component: cell cortex of growing cell tip; actomyosin contractile ring. The transcript has 3 exons. The record is from RefSeq and is a predicted model, not a curated record. NCBI's taxonomy places the organism in Eukaryota, Fungi, Ascomycota, Sordariomycetes, Ophiostomatales, Ophiostomataceae.
AUGAAUGGACGCAAUGCACCGCUCUCACCCGUAUCUUUAGGAGAUAGUGACUGGCCCUCUUCCUACCCCAUGGACAAGGACGACCCGUAUGCCAACAGCCGCGGCCAGCUCACCUCGCCGCCCAAUUCCGGUGGCCCUGGACCCGGGCAGAUGAACGGCUUUUCGGCCGGGCCGCGAAAUGGAGGGCCCUCUCCGCCGCCCUCCAUCGGCCGCUCCAGUAUCGGCCGCUCGAGCACGGCGACAAACCUGUACGCCCCCAGCGAGGGCGGCCAAAGCGCACGCGAAAUAGAAAUGACCGAGGCGCAGCUGGGCGAGCACUAUGUCGCCCUCAGGCGCUUCUUGUCGCAGACGUCGCGCGACGGCAAGCCCGCUAACCCCGCAAACAAGGCGCGCGACAAGCUGCAGCGGCUUACCUCGGUGCAGUUUCUCGAGCUCAGUACCGAUGUCUACGACGAGCUGGUACGCCGCCAGACCUUCAGCCGUCGGCCACCCAACGCGCCGCCAGGCAGCGGUCCGCCGACCUACCUCUUGCCCGAAGACAACUUCCACCCGAAACGGAACCAAGCCCGGCAGAAGCUUGCCUCUCUCGGGCCGCCGCGUUUUCGCGAUCUCGCCACCGACGUCUUCUGCGAGCUCGAACGCCGUUUCCCCCGAUUCGUCGACGGUGAAAUUCCGCGUCUAGGCAGCCCGACUUCCAUUCGCGGUUCCAGUCGAGCGGGAACCCCGAUGGGUGGCGGCGGCAUGAACGGCUUCCCGCCACGGGGCCAGGGUCGGCGGCGACCGUCUGAAGCCGACUCCGUACGGUCACUGCGCGGUCCUGGGCCUCUGGGGCCCGGGGGCCCGAUGGGGUCGGUACCACCUUCUCCAGGCUUGCCUCCAAACGGCUAUGAUCGGCCGAUGCAGAAGCAGUCACAGACAAACACGAUCGUGCCGAACAAGAGCACGAUGGUAGAAGAGGACGACGACGCUACCAGUCCGCUCGACACAUCCAAGGCGGACGAGGAGGCGGAGGAAGCUGAGAAUGAGAAGAAGCGGAUGAUUGAUGACUACGAAUCCCAGUUGAAGGAGCUGAGAGAAAAGGUUGAGACCAUGGAGCUUGACAUGAAGCAGCAGAAGGAAGAGGCAGAUGCCGCUCUUGAAGAGGAACGAACCCGCGCAUCAGCAUCCACCGAGGAGAGCCAAGAGUCCUCCGACGUCCGCCGGGAUCUGGAAACUCGGUUAGCCGAGGCUGAAGGCCUUGCCGAGUCACUGCAGCAAGACGUGGAUCGCAUGCGCAAUGACCAUGAAGCCCAAGAACAGCAGCUUCGCGCACAAAUCGACGAUCUACAAGCGUCGUUAGCAGAGCGUCCAGAGCUAGAGGCUGGCAGUGCCGGUGGUGGUGCCGGCGAUUCAGAGCUCGCACAAGAAAACGAAGAGCUUCGACAGGCGCUCCGCGAACAGCAAGAAGUCACGGAGGAAGUCCGCAGAGACGCAGAGCAGUUCCUGCAGGAGAUGCGAAUACUGUCACAACAGAGCGGCGCAACUUACGAAAAGCAUGCCGAGCUGGAAAAGACGAUCGAGACGCUCGAAGCCGAAGUGAUAGAGUGGCGCAAUCGCUAUGCUCGAGCCAAAACCCAGAUGAGGAGCAUGCGGGCGUCAACAAUGGGGCUGCCACGGAACGAUGCAGGCAAAUACAUCCGGGAGCAGGGCUUCACGGCAAGCAACGGUCUGGUCAAGGAUGUACACGUGACGAAAUUCCAGAUAGCCGUGGACGAGCUUCUGCACCACGCACAUGUCGACGGACCGGAGCAGACGGUCGACGCCAUGAAGGCAGUGGUUGUCUCUGUCCGGCGCAUCACCAAGGAUGUCGUGGGCGGGGCAGGGCAGCAAGACGUGGAGGUAGUGCAACUGUACAGCAAGCUGAGGGGACGUGUGUCAGCCACGGCCAACAACCUGAUCACGGCCACGAAGAACUUCUCCAUAUCGGCAGGCCUGUCACCGGUCUCCCUGAUUGACGCAGCGGCAUCCAACCUGGUGGCCGCCGUGGUCGAGUUGUUGCAGACGGUGAAGAUCAGGCCAACGCCAACAGACGAGCUGGAGGAGGAGGAGGAAGAGGAGGACGGGACGAUAACACCAGUCGACUCGAGUGGCUUCUUCUCGCCACGGAGCAACGACGGGCCCAACUCAGCCACCACCGUGUCUUCGGCAACGACGCAGGACUCGCUCCCGCCACCGCCACCCUUCCAAGGACUGGGGGGAUACCGCAAUAGUACGGACUCGUCGGCGUACAGCCCGGUGAACUCGCCGCGUGAGUCGUCCAGCCAGUACGCCGGCAACUUUCCGGUCAUGAACAAGGGCCUUGGCACGAACGGUCUGAACGACGUGGCGGACCGGCGUGCCGAAGAGCUAAAGGCCUUCCUCGACGACCAGACGGCGACAAUGGUACAGAUCAUCCAGGAAAUGGUGGGGUCGAUCCGCGGCGACGCGCCAGUGCAGCAGAUCACGGACCAGAUCAACGAGAUUGCGGACAUUGUGGGCAAGGUGAUCGGCGAGACUGAGGCCAGCGGCCAUGGCGGACAAGGACUUGAUAAGCUGGUGGACUGCCGGCAACGUCUGCUGGAGGCUGGAGACCAGGGUGACGAGAUGAUGAACGACACGACGGGCCAGCAGAUGGACUGGCGGUCAUGGACGACGUCGCUGCCACCGAUCGCGUUUGAGAUUGCGCGUGAGACCAAAGAGCUGGUCAAGCGGGUCGAUCGGAUCGUGUUGGGCGAAGGGGCAGAGGAUUUCUCCUGA